AUAUUUUGCGAGGCCGGCUUAGAUUGGGCUGAAUGAUAGGGUAACGAAUGACAAUCAUGUUUGGGUUUCAUCAAAUAAUACUCCUAUUUUUACGAACUGGGGUAUGGAUGAACCUAACGAUGUCGCUGGGACACAAGGCUGUGUACAAAUGUACCAUACUGGACUGUGGAAUGAUAUGCGCUGCUCAUAUUCUCGAAACUAUAUAUGCAAACGCCCGGUUAAUGAGGUUUGCCCAGAGGGAUGGGCCGCCUUCAACAGACGUUGCUACAAAUACAGCGAUACCGCUAAAACUUGGAAUACGUCUCAAGCUGCAUGUAUGGCUGAUGGCGGAGGACUUGCAGAAAUUACUUGCUCUGAUGUGAAUGUAUUCCUUGUAACUUUAACAGUCGGUUCCACAAUUGCAGAUGCUUGGAUAGGGCUGAGGGUGGUUGAUGACCAACAUACAUGGUUGCCAUCGGGCAAUGUUGCAACGUACUUCAACUGGGCACCUGGCGAACCUAACAAUCAUCAUCUUCGGAAAACUGUAUUGAAAUGUAUCAAGAUGGGAAAUGGAACGAUCAUAACUGUGAAAACGCCCGACGCUUCUUUUGUGAAAAACUGCCGACUGUCCUUCCCUAUGAAUAAGAAAUGCGUAGCGAAUUGGACUUGAAGUGAUCGGACAAUGACCUAGAUUUUUGCUGAAGAUUUAUUCUCAUGUAUAACCAAAUAUUUACAGUCAUUUUCUUUUCUUUAAUAAUGUCUGUGUGACU
This is a messenger RNA of Mercenaria mercenaria, 749 nucleotides long. RefSeq names its product macrophage mannose receptor 1-like. The transcript has 5 exons. The coding region runs from base 104 to 649 and encodes 181 amino acids. NCBI's taxonomy places the organism in Eukaryota, Metazoa, Mollusca, Bivalvia, Venerida, Veneridae. The record is from RefSeq and is a predicted model, not a curated record.